Messenger RNA from Colius striatus (speckled mousebird), 3391 nucleotides. It is a transcript of the gene MKKS, whose product is annotated as MKKS centrosomal shuttling protein. Bases 14 to 1732 code for a protein of 572 amino acids. NCBI's taxonomy places the organism in Eukaryota, Metazoa, Chordata, Aves, Coliiformes, Coliidae. Gene Ontology annotation, biological process: intracellular transport; developmental process; protein folding. Gene Ontology annotation, cellular component: kinociliary basal body; cytoplasm; nucleus. Gene Ontology annotation, molecular function: ATP binding. The record is from RefSeq and is a predicted model, not a curated record. The transcript is spliced from 4 exons.
UCUGACUUGGACAAUGUCUCGUCUCGAAGCGAAAAAGCCUCCGUUAUUUAUUAGUGAGCCGUUAACUAAAGAUGGAGUUAGUAAGUCACUGUCUCUGCUGAGUGCAAUAUUGAAAUCUUGCUAUGGUCCUGCUGGUAGACUCAAGCAGCUCCACAAUGGUGUGGGAGGCUACGUUUGUACGACUUCACAAUCCUCAGCUGUACUCAGUCGUCUUUCUGUCAGUAAUCCUGUGGUGCGGGUUUUGACGGCCUCUGUACAGAACCACGUUUCCCGCUUCAGUGACUGUGGCUUAUUUACUGCCAUUCUUUGCUGUAGCUUGAUUGAAAACUUUCAAAGCCUAAAUGUUGAACCUUGCACUGUCAUUAAAAUAAGCAAGCAUCUUUUGGGUUUGUGUAUGGACUACCUUAAAUCUGAGGCCUGUGGCUGCCGAGUAUCUGUGGAUUUUGGCAGCAUCCAGACUCUUCUUUGUUUGGUACGUAGCGUAUUAACAAGCAAACCUGCUUGCAUGCUUAAUAAACCUGAAGUUGAUCAUCUCAGCACGCUGAUUUUAAAGGCUUUUAUGUUUACUGUUCCAAGUCACGUUGACACUAAUGCUGUUUUAGGCAAGUGUAUAAUAGUACCCGUGAAAGGUAGAAGAGUUGUGGAUUCUACAGUUGUUCCUGGACUACUGAUAGAAACACCAGAAAUUCAAUUGGCAAAACCACUUACUGUCAAAAGAACUUGUUCAAACAUGAUCAAGAUAGCACUUUUCUCUGUAUCUAUGUCAGGAGACUGCUUCAGCUCUGAAGAAGGAACUAUAACAGUCCAGCAUGGAAUUUCUCUAGAAGUAUCAGAGCUGAAUCAGUUGCUUAACGUAGGAAAGCAGCUGGUCGAUGAUGAGGUAGGCCUUGUUAUAUGCCAGAAAGUUAUCCAUCCAUCCUUGAAACAGUAUCUGAAAGAGAACCAUGUCUUUGCUGUGGACAGAGCUGGGCUGUUGCUGAUGGAGCCUCUGAGUCGGAUGACAGGUUCAAAGCCUAUAGCUUCCAUACAUUUGUUGUCUCCUAGUUGUUACGGCAGUUUGAAAGACGUGUGCGUUGAGAGUUUUGCUUCAAAACAUUUUGUGCAUCUAAUUCCUGAGGACACAGUUGUCUGCAGCUUGGUACUCUGUAACAGAAACGAAACAGCAUGGGAUGAACUAAAGCGUGCCUGUGAAACUGCAGAACAUGUGUUACAAUUAACGAUCAAGGAGCCUUUGGCAUUGUUUGGAGGUGGCUGUACAGAAACUCACCUGGCUUCAUACAUAAGACACAAGACUUAUAGUCUGUCCACCAGCAGUUUAAAAGAGAUAGACUGUUCUCGGACACAGUACCAAUUGGUUGCUGAUGGUUUUUGCCGUUCCUUGGAGUCUGUAGCUUGCUCUCUGAAUCAUGAUGAUGAAGAAAUUCUUACAGACGUGGUUUAUGGACAUUGUUGGUUUGUUCCAUCGGGUUUUCCCUCUGUCUCUAAUUGGUCAGAUUUAGUUUCAAAAUGUGGCUGUGGUGUUAAUGGUAACACUGAGAAUCUCAACUGGAGGCUUUUGCAAGGCCAAUUUAGAUCUCCUGUUAUACAAGAUUGCCCUAAGGAGCCCUCAGUAAAGGGUGUGGACUUUCUGACAUUGGACUGUUUUGCUGCAAAGUGUAGUGGCCUACAAGUAGCUCUGGAGACAGCCAGUCUGAUUUUGGAUCUCUCAUGUGUUAUCGAAGAUCAAAAUUAGCUCUGAUCUUAUGUGAAUUGUGUUGCACAGCAAGACAUUUAAUUGAAACCAGAGUAAUAUAUAAUGUGUUAAGAUACUUUAAAUGACUAGAAUAAACCAGGAACUUCAAAUCAAACAGUUGGACAUUAAGUACUCUUCUGAGCAUUACUCUACUGUGCCCUCAGGCAUUUUCAAAUGUUCCUGUGGUACCGUCUUCUUAGAAACUGUUAAAUGAUUAGCCAAAUGCACUAUGAAUCAUGGUAACAUAUGACUUAGGAGUAUUCAAAUGAGUGUAUUCAAAAGAAUGAAUGACACUUUGAUAUUCCCUCUGCAUUAAGCAAAGUUUUGGAUGUUUGUUAGCUCCGUGGCAUCUUCAAAGGAAUGGGAAAGACAGUUUCACUUGCUGAGAACAUGUGUUAUGGAUUAGAAUUUAUGUAGUCUCUGCAAAAACUUAACACUUUCAAACAGACUUUUACAUUGCAGCAGAGUUUAUCACUGGUAUUUUUUAUUUUGUGGUUAAAAGGAGCUUUCCGUAGCAAAUAUCUUGAGCAAUGUGUUUUCAGAUUUUGGUAUGAAGAUCUUGUCACCAUAUUCUAUCUCCAGUGUCUGUUUCUAAAUGGCUAGACUAUGUUAAUUCCUGGAUGUUAUUCAUUUAGCAAGUUAUUAAAACUCAGCCUGGAGAUCUUAAGGUAGCAGGUGAUAGAAAACUUUAAAGGAAAUGGCAGACUAUGUGGAAAGAGCUUUUUUUAAAGUGGACCUUGACUGUCUUCUGUGGUAUACAGGACAGUUAAUAAAUAAUGACAUUUCUAUCAUUUAAGCAAAGCUGGAGGAAAGAAUAUCCCAUAUACCAUUCAAUUAACUCUUUGACUGUGCAUAGCUUCUUUUCUUUUAAUGAAAUAAGACUUUGAGCUACUCAAGCUUGUUUUGAUCUUUAAGGCUGUAGACUGAAUGAUUGAAACUUUUUCUCAUUUUCAGUUUGCAUGCAAGAUCAAAGGGGCUGUUAACAGUUUCUUGCUUAAGCUCAUUGUCUUUGCCUCUUUUCUUGUCUCUUUGUUUUCAGUCACAAGGGACAAAUUGUUCAUGACAUGCUUUUCCAGAAAACAUCUGAUUUGGCUAUAGGCUAGUUUGCAUCGCUUGUUUCAUGGUCUCUUAAGUUUUUAAUAUAUUUACCGAGUCUAAGCAGUAAAAUUGUUUUGUAUAACUUGGUUUUGAAAAGUGUAAUUAAAACCAAAUCUUUCCAGACCUUUUGUACAAAGUCCUUUUUAUUUUAAGAGCAUAAAGAAUAAUUUUCUUGACGGAAAAAAAAUGAAGUGUUAAAGUUCUUUAUCUUUUUAUGACCUAAAAGGAUUGCUUCAGUGUUGUAAAGCAUACUUUGGGGAUUUGAGGAAGAAUCUUAUAAGGGUUCAGAUGGAUGCUGUUGCAAGUUGGUUACUAAAAAGUUGCUUUCAUAUCUUGAUCCUCCCAUAUACCAUGAAUUGUAUGACAACAUCAGGAAUAAUGAACUCCUGUGUUUCCUGAUAAAACUUAGGUGCAAAAAUGGUGGGAUUUCCUCCCCUGUGUUUUGAAACUGGCAAGAUGAAAUAUCCCCAGUUGUAAGUCCUCUGAGAAACCAUUAUGGUUUUAUUCGUGUUCCUCCUGGAAUUUUAAGAUUGUUCAGUGGGAAAAGCAUUACACAAGUGU